Messenger RNA from Paramisgurnus dabryanus, 4509 nucleotides. RefSeq lists its product as uncharacterized. The record is from RefSeq and is a predicted model, not a curated record. Gene Ontology annotation, cellular component: nucleus. Lineage: Eukaryota; Metazoa; Chordata; Actinopteri; Cypriniformes; Cobitidae. Gene Ontology annotation, molecular function: DNA-binding transcription factor activity, RNA polymerase II-specific; RNA polymerase II cis-regulatory region sequence-specific DNA binding. Gene Ontology annotation, biological process: regulation of transcription by RNA polymerase II.
CUACUAAAUGCUUAAAAUGAAGCUUCUAACAUCAUAUUCUCUUCAUGCAAAUCACUAAAAAUAUAUUUUCGUUUCACAUAUUUAAGUUAACUUACUAAAUAAAGAAAGAAAAACGGGAAUUGCUAGAAUAAUGUUUGACUCUGAGGUUAAACGAAAUGACAAAUAAAUAAACAUUUAAUAUACUUUUUGAUGACCAUAAGAGCAAGCGGGUAGCCUCCUGAAGAGCGGAGCCGAGGAGCGCGCAUAUCAGACGUGAACGAAAGGAAUAAUGGGUUUAAUUAUGCUUUCACUUCAUUUCCUGACAGUUUCACUUGUUAGUUGGGAUAGUAAUGACUAACAAGAUGACACCGAAUUACAUACAAUAUAAUUACCUAACUAAAUCUGAGAGAAUGCAAACACAUUACAAUAUUUUUUCCUCCACCCGAGGGGCAGGGCGCAGAUACAUUUUUGUAGCCCGACAGGAAUUCCCCCGGGACUUCGGGGUAGCGAUUUUGCGAGCCCUGCAUAGGUUUGUUUUGUAGAAAGACUUUCUUUAAAGUGAAUUUCGUUUUGUAUAAAUUGUAUCAUAAUAUGAAUCAAUGUUUAAUCAAACAAUUGCCUCGAUUUAAUAAAUAAGAAGCAAACCAAGAACGUCUGUGGUGUGGAUUGAAGUGAACCCACUUUAUUUCCGCAGCCUACAUCUUUCUGCUUUUAAUGCAUUUCUUAAAUUAAUGUCUCAAUUAGACAGUAGGCUUAUAGGUUGUUAUGAUAGGCUAUUUGUUGCUAAAAAGCAAUAGGCUAUAUUGUAUAAAGUGUAUCAGUAAACGUGGCGUGACUUAUAGUGCUGAGCUAGAGAGGCUAUAUCAAACAACAUCACUGUGAUCAGAUGUUUUUUUCUUUUUCUUUUUUUUUCCCGCUGUCAUAUUUGUUGUGUGUGUAUGUUAUUGAGAGGAAAGCGCGCAGCACAUAUUUAUAACGUGUUGUUAUUCAAAAUACGUUUUCCACUUGCUUGCAAAAAAAGUUCUCGGGAAUAUUUUUCUCUUUAGAACCAUAAUGUAUUGCAACAUUCAACUUCUUUUUAAUAGUUUUUAAAUAGUUAUCAGGCUUACUUAUAAUUUUACUGUUUUUUUUUUGUCUAACUAUACAGAGUAGUAUUUUUUUUUUUUUUUUUUGAUUGGGCGGGCCAGCUGUCAAUCUGGGCGGGCUCAUAGCUCCGCGCCUGGUUCUUUCUCUUUACACUCCAUCGCAGCAGGUGGUGGUAUGCACCUAUGAAGUUGGCGCGCAAGCCGUCACAAAAUCAAAAAACGAAGAAGAAGACGAGUUGAGCUUCUCUAUCCAGUACAGUAGGAGGCGCUCUGCAGCUUUUUAGUCCGCAGAUAAACACACUAAAGAAAGAAAGAACGAACUCAAACCUGAACCGCUCUGUGUUUACACAUUAAUUUUAUUUUAAUGUACUUGUUUUUCUUGUUUUUUUUUUUUUGAGUGUUUUAUUGAGUUUAAACAUAGUCUUGUCUCUGUGUAUUUAGUGUUGAGAUGUUAACGAUGGAAGAUGAGAUGGAUGUGACGUGCUGUCAAUCAGUAGGAACUGAUCUGUCCAUGCGGGAUAUUGAUGAUUUCAUCACAGAAAUCUCUCAGCUGAAGAAAGAGGUGGCGUUACUGGAGGCAAAGCUGAGUUCAAGAGGAGACGAAGUAGUGAAGAAAGAGGUUUGUUGUGAAUCUUCAGUGUGUGUGACUGAUGGGAGUCUGGAUUCAGUGUGGAUGAGCAGCAGAGAUCAGAGCCGCACACCACAGCCACUGCUGGACAAACACACACAGGACUCAGAGCUCAGUCUUACUUUACUCUGUUAUACUGAGUCAAAGCCCACAGACGCUCAGGAGGACAAUGCAGUGUGUGAUCAAGGCUCACAGGAGAAUCAAACCUCCACAGAGUCUCUGGAUUCUGUCUGUAACGCUGGAGAACAGCAGCAGAUCUUGAAGAUGUGUUCAGUCAAAGUCAUCGACUGCAGGAACAUCAUGAUGAAGAUGAAGAUGAGAAGAGAAACUACAGCUGAAGAACCUCACACUGAGGAAGAUGAGGAACACACAGCUGAAGAACAAUACACUGAGGAAGAUGAGGAUUACGAUGAUGAUUCUAUUCCUUCAGAUGAUAAGAGUGAUUCAUGUUCACACGGAGAAACGUCCCCAACAUCAAAAGAGCGACUGACAGCACCAACGCUUUCCUCCAUCACCGGUAAAAAGACUUUCAGACGUAUAGAGAGACGUAAGAGAAAACACACAGGGCAGAAACUCUUCCCCUGCACCAGAUGUAAGAUCACCUUUACUACCUUACAAGAACGGAGACAUCAUUAUUCAAAAGUGCACUUAGUAAAGAAGCACUUUCACUGUGAGAAGUGUGGGAAAAAUCUUUUUGCAACAACUUCUAAUAUAGAUGUUCACAUGAAGACACACAGUGAUGAAAAGCUUUUCCACUGCAGUGAAUGUAACAAAUAUUUCUCCAACAAAGGAAAUCUCGUUGCUCAUAAGAGAACUCACACAGGAGAAAAACCAUACAAGUGUCCCCACUGUGAGAAGAGAUUUCGUAAUUCAAACUAUAUUAAGAGACACGUGCGUUUACACACCAAUGAGAGACCGUAUCAGUGCAGUGAAUGUGGAAAAACCUUUAGGGUUUUAGGCUCUUUAAAAACACACCAAAAAACCCACAGUGAGGAGAAACCCUAUCAGUGUUCAUUCUGUGAUAAACGUUUUCAUCAGAAAGGUCAUCUGAUAUUUCACGAGAGGAUUCACACUGGAGAGAAACCUUACCUCUGCUCUCACUGUGGAAAGAGCUUCUCUAAUCCAACUGCCUUUAGCUUUCAUCAGAGAGUUCACACUGGAGAUAAACCUCAUCCCUGUGAUGUUUGUGGAAAGAGAUUCAGUCAAUCUAAACAUUUAGUGAGACACCAGAGAAUUCAUACCCGUGAAAGACUUUACAGAUGCUCUCAGUGCGAUAAGACAUUCGCUCGAUCAGAUGUUUUGAGAACCCAUCAGAGAGUUCAUACUGGAGAGAAACCUUACCACUGCUCCAUCUGUGGAGAGAGAUUCGCUUAUUUAGGAAGUUUUCAGAGUCAUCAGAAGAAACAUUCUGAAGAACAAACUACACCAAAUUCAUCAUAGCAUCUUUUAUCAUUUUUAUUCACAGCAUCUAUCACACCUUGGCAUAAUUUUGCUUAAACUUAACUUUAAUUUUCUUGUAUCUGUCUAUGGAAGUGAAAGGUGCAUUGUGUAACUUAAAAGGAUCUCUUGACAGAAAUGCAAGAAAAAGUAUGUGAACCUUUUGGAAUUGCAUAGUUUGCUGAAUAAAGUUGUCAUCAAAUGUGAUCUAAGUCAAGGGUAUCAAACAUAAUGUGUCUAAAAAUAAUUACACAAAAUAUUCUGAUCUUUCAUGUCUCUAUUGAGAACAACAACGAAAAACCAUAAUGAUUGUGGAAAAAGUAUGUGAACCUUCUGAUCUUAAAAAAGCUAAUUGGAGUCUGGAGGUGUGGACUACAUCUACUUUGAGUGAUAAAAAACCCUCAAAUUUUUGGAGUUUGCUCUGCACAAGAAGAACACGCUUGAAAACUGUACACCAGUACAAUUCAAUAUUGUUUCAAAUCAAUCACAGGAAGUUCAGGAUUUAUCUGCUGAAAACUUUUAGCUCCUUAUUUCCAAACAUUAGGUGUCCCUCAUUGUCCACUAAAAGUCUAAGCGUCAGGGCAUCAUUUAAAAAAUUUUGUGUAAAAUGUUAUAAUGUUUAUAAACAGUGAUUAGGUGAUCUAUGGCCUUGGGUGUGAACUGUUACAAGCCCUACUCCCCAUCAGAUUAGGCUGCGACAAAAUAGAAAUGUAACUUGAUCAAAAUUAUUUGUGCCAUACAUAGGAAUGAUACAUAAAUGAUGUGGCUUGUUUAGAAGAGCAGUUAUAUAACUUAAUUGCUAUCUGACACACGUGUUAAAUAAAGCAGACCUUUUUUGAUUUGGCUUAAUUGGCAUGCUUUAUUUCAAAGUUAAUGGAAGACUUAAUUUGUUCCUUAUGUGUUUUAUUUAUGUCCGUAGCAAUACGGAAAGCAUGCAGUUUAUAAAGUUGCCUAUUUAAACUCAAAUAUGAUUUCAGCACGUUAUUUGUAUUAUAAUACCAUCUAGUGGACGAGGGGUACUACUACUGCUUUAGAUUUUUUUUCCUAAGUUUUUUCUUUUUUUAUUGAACAAAAGGCACAGGGGAUACAUUAUCAAGCACAAAAAAAUAAAAAGACAGUGAACUCAAAGUAAAGCAAGGCAGUAGAUAAGGAUAGUCUACUAAAAAAUAUAACAAUUCACAAAACAUUCGUAGUCACUAAAUUGCAAAAAAGAAUCCAAGUAAUUAAGAAUUAAAUAACAUUGGGAAUACAUAAAUAAAUAAUAAUCUUCAAAAGAGUCAGGAAGUAAUUUAUAAUGAAACCAUAAUUACUUUGAACAACAAAGAAAUUUUAGCAGCUGUCUUAUUAGCUGAUAAACAUAUAUGGGCGGUUUCCCGGACA